Messenger RNA from Penicillium brevicompactum, 1128 nucleotides. RefSeq names its product transcription factor IIF subunit TFG2. Bases 1 to 1128 code for a protein of 375 amino acids. NCBI's taxonomy places the organism in Eukaryota, Fungi, Ascomycota, Eurotiomycetes, Eurotiales, Aspergillaceae. Gene Ontology annotation, biological process: transcription by RNA polymerase II; transcription initiation at RNA polymerase II promoter. The transcript has 4 exons. The record is from RefSeq and is a predicted model, not a curated record. Gene Ontology annotation, cellular component: transcription factor TFIIF complex.
AUGGCUCACGUCAAGCAGGACCCAGAUCGCCCAUACGUGAAACAAGAGUACAUCAAACAGGAUCCCGAUAACAAAGAGACUGCACUUGCGGAUAUUGACGAGGAGGAUCUAUACGAGGAUGCCGGCGACCUUGAUUUCACAUCUGCCAACCAGAGCGUCUGGCUCUCUCGUUUGCCGAAGCAAUUAUGGGAGCACUGGGCGCACUUGAAUGACGAUGACGAGAUUGAGAUUGGUACGAUGCGAGUGGAAGGUCCACCGGAGGACAUCAAGCGUGUCAGUUUGCGCCUACACGAUCGACCCGAUAACAAAGAUGUGCCAAAAGACUACGUGCUUUCGAAACAAGUCGCUGAUCCUUCGGGAGCUGGAUCGCAUCAUACUCAUAAUACCUUCCUAUUUACCGAGAAAGACAUCCCGGGUGUGGAGAAUCGCAUGGCCUCAUUCGGCGAAACACGAUCGGUUCUCUACGAAUCACAGAAGCGCGAAGCUAAGCGCAGAGAACAGGGCAAGCGAUGGGAGCCUUAUGUCCGCAAAACGAUACCCAAACAUACUGCACUCGCAGGUGCUGUCAGUGAGGAAUUCAACUGUCUUCCCGUCGAGAACGCGGAGUUCCAACGCAUAUCUGAAAAACGAGCAUUGGAAACUUUGAAGCCCCGAAAGGAGACUGUCUUCAUUGAUAAGAUUCCUGGAAAGAUCAUCCAAGCUCGCCACGCUCUUCCCAGCGAGAAGGGUCAAUUUGUGCAAGCAACCAAAACCGGUGGCAGAGGAAGACCCCAAGAGAACAAGUCCACUCGUAUGCCCCAAAACGAGCUCUUGGAUCUUAUUUUCCAGUGCUUCCGCGAGUUCAGAUACUGGCCAUUUAAGACGCUCAAGGCCCGCCUGGCGCAGCCUGAAGCCUACCUUAAACAAACCCUGGAGCUGGUCGCGCACUUGGUCAAGUCUGGUGACUUUGCCAUGACCUGGGAGCUCAAGCCUGAGGCGACCCAUGCCCAAUACUCAAAUGCUAUGGACAACGCCAAGGCAGAGUUACCGCCAGGAGCUGACGAUCCAUACGAUGAGGCGUCUGAGGAUGACCCAAUGGGAUCUGGAAUGGCCACGGACCAAGACGACGUGCAUUUCGAGAACGUUUAG